Messenger RNA from Biomphalaria glabrata, 1410 nucleotides. Its product is annotated as replication factor C subunit 4-like. The record is from RefSeq and is a predicted model, not a curated record. Gene Ontology annotation, cellular component: nucleus; DNA replication factor C complex. Bases 256 to 1359 code for a protein of 367 amino acids. NCBI's taxonomy places the organism in Eukaryota, Metazoa, Mollusca, Gastropoda, Planorbidae. Gene Ontology annotation, biological process: DNA repair; DNA-templated DNA replication. Gene Ontology annotation, molecular function: ATP hydrolysis activity; DNA binding; ATP binding. The transcript has 12 exons.
AUAUAAAUCUUUUGAUAAUUUUUCAGCUUUUAAGCUGUUUAAUUGUCGUAAUACUAAUACAGAAUAGGAAAAUAUGAAAAUUCUGAGCUAUAGACUAGACCUAGACUAAAACUUGAUUUGGUUAUCAUAUGUCUAUGAAGUGACAAGUCUGCUAGAAAGACAAAACAGCAACAGAAAAAUGUUGGCAAGUAAUUCAAUGGAGAUAGUUUAGUAUUAAGCCGUAAUACCAAAAUGGCGUAUUUCUAAUGACAAUAUAUGGCAUCUGCAAUGCAAGCCUUUUUAAAAGGUGGAAGUGCAGCUUCCAGCAAGAACAAAACAGAUUCUCCAGUUCCUUCAAGUUCAUCAAAGAAAAAAGAUGGCAAAGCAAGGAUUAUUCCUUGGAUUGAAAAAUACAGACCCAAGACAGUAGAAGAUGUAGCCUUCCAGGAUGAAGUCAUAGCUGUGUUAAAAAAGUCUCUUGAAGGAUCUGAUCUCCCAAAUUUAUUGUUCUAUGGACCUCCUGGAACUGGUAAAACAUCUACCAUUUUAGCAGCUUCUAGACAGUUAUUUGGGCCCGAGCUGUACAAAGACAGAGUAUUGGAACUCAAUGCAUCAGAUGAAAGAGGCAUUAAUGUAAUCAGAGAAAAAGUGAAGAAAUUUGCACAGUUGACAGCAGGAGGAACAAGACCAGAUGGCAAACCAUGUCCACCUUUCAAAAUAAUAAUACUCGAUGAGGCUGACUCUAUGACCAAAGAUGCUCAGUCUGCUUUAAGAAGAACUAUGGAACGUGAGUCUAAAACAACACGCUUCUGUCUGAUAUGUAAUUAUGUGAGCCGCAUUAUUGAACCUAUUACAUCUCGCUGUGCCAAGUUUAGAUUUAAAAUGUUAGCAGAAGACAUCCUUAUCUCCAGGUUGCAGAUGAUUUGUAAAGAGGAAGGCAUUGCUAUUGAUGAUUCAGCUAUAGAUGCUGUAUUUAAAACAUCAGAUGGUGAUAUGAGGAAGGCCAUAAUGACAUUGCAGAGUGCCUCAAGACUGUGUGGUAAAGAUGGUGCCAUCACCAAAGACAUGAUUUUUGACAUCUCAGGGGUUAUCUCAGAGGACUAUUUAGACAAGCUGAUCAACAAGUGUAGGAGUGAUUCCUAUGAGGAACUUGAUGUUGCUGUACAAGAUAUCAUCCAUGAAGGCUAUGCUGCAUCACAGGUUUUGAAUCAAUUACAUGACAAAAUUAUUACACUGGACAGCUUGAGUGAUAAACAGAAAUCAGUUGUAUGUGAAAAAAUGGGGGAGGUGGACAAAUGUCUGAUGGAUGGUGCUGAUGAGUACUUACAAUUGAUGGCAUUGUUUUCUACUAUUAUGAGUCAAAUGUGUCAUGGAGGCUAACUGGAUGAUUUGUUUAUGCUUGAUUUACGUUAUAAACUACAAAGAGCAAAA